Cottoperca gobio is the source of this 6885-nucleotide messenger RNA. RefSeq names its product insulin-like growth factor 2 mRNA binding protein 2a (gene igf2bp2a). The record is from RefSeq and is a predicted model, not a curated record. Gene Ontology annotation, molecular function: RNA binding. Lineage: Eukaryota; Metazoa; Chordata; Actinopteri; Perciformes; Bovichtidae. The coding region runs from base 466 to 2289 and encodes 607 amino acids. The transcript has 16 exons.
AUGGCACGGCCCUUAUUAUGAUUUGAUGAAAUAACCCCUCUGCUUCCUUUAAGCCCAUCCCUUUGCUGAAUGUACCCAGUGAUCAUCAUGCCACUUUCGUACCCCAAUGUAGUUCGUAUGCUGGAAGAACCAGGAGUGAUCGCACAUGCACCUCCAAACAUUUUUUCUUGUGAUUUUUAAGGGAGAUUUUAUUUAGAGGCGGUGCUUGUUGGCUCCAGAGAAGCGUCGUAACGGCACUUUUUUUUUCUCCCCCAGUCCCUGUUAAAAGAGUUAGACCGGGGCCAGAGUUGGUGCUGGGGGGUCGCCUAUAGUUUAGUAAUUUCCUGGGGGGUAAUUGCUGCGUUUCUUUUUUUAAUCCUAUCAGAUUUUCUAUUUUAUUUUCUAUUUUAUUUUUCUACUUCUCUGAAAUAUCGCCACUCUCACUGUUGAGAUCUGAUAUCCCUUCGAGAUUUUUCCUUUCUGAUCAUGAACAAACUAUAUGUUGGGAAUUUAAGUCCUUCGGUCACUAUCGAGGACUUGAAGGAGCUCUUUGGGGAGAGAAAGCUGCCAGUAGCCGACCAGGUCCUACUAAAAUCCGGCUAUGCUUUUGUGGACUUCCCCGACCAGAACUCGGCCAUAAAGGCUAUAGAUACUCUUUCUGGUAAAGUUGAAUUACACGGAAAGGUGAUAGAGGUAGACUACUCUGUUCCAAAAAAACUAAGGAGUCGGAAGAUCCAGAUCCGGAACAUUCCCCCUCAUCUACAGUGGGAGGUUUUGGACGGCUUGCUUGCUCAGUAUGGUACUGUAGAAAACGUGGAACAAGUGAACACUGAUACAGAAACAGCAGUGGUGAAUGUUACAUACGCAACUAAGGAGGAAGCUAAAGACGCCAUUGAGAAGUUAACAGGUCACCAGUUCGAGGACUACUCUUUCAAGGUGUCAUAUAUUGUGGACAUGGAUGCUGCUCCUCCCGACCAGGCUCCUCGCACACGGCGCGGGGGUCGGUCGUCCCGGGACCAGGGUGGCUCUCAGCCAGGAGACUAUGGCUCUUCACGCAGCAGAUACGAAUUCCCCCUGCGCAUCCUCGUGCCUACUCAGUUUGUGGGAGCCAUAAUCGGCAAGGAGGGCCUCACCAUCAAGAAUGUCACCAAGCAGACACAGUCCAAGGUCGACAUUCAUCGGAAGGAAAAUGCAGGCGCAGCAGAAAAGCCCAUCACCAUCCACUCAACCCCCGAUGGCUGCUCCUCCGCCUGUCGCAUGAUCCUGGACAUCAUGCAGAAGGAGGCCAACGAGACCAAGACGACAGAGGACAUCCCUCUGAAGAUCCUCGCCCACAACAGCCUCGUGGGCCGGCUGAUUGGGAAGGAGGGCCGCAACCUGAAGAAGAUCGAGGAGGACACAGGAACCAAGAUAACCAUCUCCUCGUUACACGAGUUAACCAUUUACAACCCUGAGAGGACCGUCACGGUGAAGGGCACCUUGGAGGAUUGUUGUAAAGCAGAGGGGGAGAUCAUGAAGAAACUGAGGGAAGCCUACGAGAAUGACAUUGCUGCUAUAAACCAACAGGCCAACCUGAUCCCAGGCUUGAACCUAAACGCUCUGGGCAUCUUCUCCUCUGGUCUGCCGGUGCUGCCCCCUGCUGCUGGACCACGUGGCGCAAUGCCCCCUGUAGGUCCAGCAGGAUACAACCCAUUCUUUAGUCACUCUUCACAUCUCAGUGGCCUUUACAGGGUUCCUCCAGGAAGUGCCAUCUCCCACCAGCACUCACAACAGGCUCCAGAACAGGAGGUUGUCUACCUCUUUAUUCCAACUCAGGCAGUCGGGGCCCUGAUCGGCAAGAAGGGCCAGCACAUCAAACAACUCGCCCACUUCGCUGGAGCUUCCCUCAAGAUUGCUCCAGCUGAGCACCCAGAUAGUAAAGACAGGAUGCUUACCGUUACCGGAAACGCAGAGGCUCAGUUUAAGGCCCAAGGUCGGAUAUUUGGGAAGCUGAAAGAGGAGAACUUCUUCUCCGCGAAGGAGGAGGUCAAACUGGAGACACACAUCAAGGUUCCCUCAAGUGCAGCUGGCAGGGUCAUCGGUAAAGGCGGAAAGACUGUAAACGAACUUCAGAACCUUACGAGUGCUGAGGUCAUCGUACCGCGGGACCAAACUCCGGACGAGAACGACGAGGUCUUUGUGAAAAUCAGCGGGCAUUUCUUUGCCAGCCAGACUGCACAGAGGAAGAUCCGGGAGAUCAUUCAACAGGUCAAACAGCAGGAACAGAAGCACCAACAGGGCACCGGCAUGUCACCGCACCACUCCAAGUGACCAGCGGGGUGGCUCCAGCAGGUGCCAGCCAAUGAAUGUAGCCCUCCCAAACGAACAGAGACCUACCCAGACAAAGGCCAAGGCCGAGGAGGACAUGCAGGGCAGACCAGCAGCACCGGGAUCAAAACCAAAGAACUUCACUAGGGGGGAAACAAGUAAGAGCCAAAGGCUGAGGGGCAUUGUGUGCACUGCCAGCCCUGUGAGAGCAGAUAGAGUGGGAGAAACCGUACUGAUAUUAUAUAAUAAAAAAGACCAAAAAAAAUCUAUAAGAAAGUUGGAAAUGGCAGAGAAUUUGUGAACUGUUGUCUUCACAGUUAAAAAAGUAAACAGGAAAUAGUAUGUCGCCCUGCAUAACGUUAUCUCUUUAGUUGGACUAACAUAGGCCUAACAAACUGAUAAAACAACUGUAUUCAUACGAACGUUUACGAGGCAUUGUGAUUGAUAUUUUGCGUUAGAAGGAGGACGAGUGACAAUAGACUCUCACAAGAGUUUGAGAUAUUCAAAUUGAAAGAUUAAAUAUCCUUAGCAGUAUUAACACAGAGUAGAAAAGUAUGUUGAUACACACUGAGAGUACGUACUGUUGUUUCUCUAUCAAAAUGACAGUACAACUUGUGGUGGAGUUUUUAAUAUUUUUGCUUGUUCCAGAGAUUGAUUGGGCUCUGAUAGCCACAAAAAGCAAUUCCCCUUGUUAGUUCACAUUAUAAGCCACUGAAAUCAAAAAGAAAAACCCCUAUAAGUAAAUAUGGUGAAUGGGUCUUUGUAAGAAGCCUGUGUGUGUGCCAACACAAAAGAUAACGUCCCUUUGAAAUGUCUCUCAGCAUUCAUAUCUGAUGCUACAAUUCUUUUUAAAAUUUUCUUUCUUUCUUUUCUGCUAAUUUCUGCUUCACUUUCUCAUCACUCUCUCUCAUCUGGCAUGUGUUUUUCUUAAUAGGAUACAAAUAUUUGUUGUCAAAAAACACUUCCCCGUAGCCUUUUGAUAACAUUAAACUGACUGCCACUUUCACUCAACAGAGGUUAAAAGCAACAGAGGGAUUUUUUUUUUUUAACCAGUAAACUGGUAUCACUCUCCCAUGCUGUACAGUAGAAUAUAUAAACAUUCAUGCUUGUUGUCUUGAUAUUUAAAAGAAAUCAAAAUUAUGGCAUUCUCCUCGACGAUCAGAGCAAAAAAAAAAAUGGACGUCUGGUGCACCUUUGCUUGGUAACGGACGACCAGUCAUUUGAAUGUGCACCGCCACACGCACGGCCUUAUUAAGGACGUUACGAGGACAUAAAUUGUGAACUGAGGGCCCAGAAGGCGGACGUGGGUUUGAGGGAGGGUGCAGACUUGUGGUGUGUGAAGUGGCAGUGAGGAAAAGGUUUUGGGUUAGAGGGCGGGGGAUGGAUGGGGAGGCACUGUUUGACCUGUGGUACACACACAAGCGUGGCCGCAGCCGCGUUUGGCUUUAAGCCUCUCUUGUCAGGAAGCUUUCUAAAACGGCAUGACAGCUGUGAAUGUACGAUAUGCAGCCUUUUUAGAAAUAUCACCCCUGCCGUGUCCAGCAGGCCGGGCCACAGGCACAGACACACAGAUUGUCAUUCUCACCCUUGCUCUUUUCUUUUAACUUUUCUUUUUUGUUUGCUUUAUUUUGGCGAACUGGCCGACCGCUCUUCGAGUGCGCUGGACACGCAGGUCCUCCUGGUGUCCCUUUGUGAUUUACUUUGGAGACAAUGGAAGCUUGUUGCCUUAUUGUGUCACCUUUUAGACAUCACCCAUCAGCUUCAUCUUCCAGACGCAAGGUUAUCGCCAAUACGCACAGCUUCCUCCUUGUGUGUGCGUGUGUGUGCGUGCGCAUGUGUGUGUAUAUAUAUAUAAAAAGAGAGAGUAAUAUUUAUGAAUCUAUUUUUUUUCCUAUUUUGUGAUGAGAGCUAUUGAUAAGAAACAAAAAAGAAAACAAAGUCCUUUUCUUUUUUUCCUCAGUGGGACACUGCCAUAUUAUUUUGAAGGGAAGUGUUUAUUUUCUUGAAAACUAGACUAUGAAUAAUAAUAUAAAUAAAAAACCUGAAAAAAUAGGAGAACAGUUAUGUGAACCAUCGUUAACUUUGGUCAGGAUGUGAACAGUGCGCAUGUCAGUAUUGUGAUCUACCUCAGGCUUCAGGGUACCUCAGUCCAAUCUUUCAUUUCCCCUUUUUUCACAUUUUGUAUGCCUUGAUCAUUUUGAGCGUUUUUAAUUUUCUUUUUUAAUGAAAAAAAGAACAAGACAAAAUAUCUACAGUAAUCUCUAAGCUCUUCAGGUCCAGUCAACUAGUGAAACUUUGUAAACCGUAGUCAACUCUGUUGGACUGUCUUUGCCUGGACGCCAUACAACCUUCUUAAUGAUACAUGUCAAAAGGAUUUCCAAGUACAUUUUUGUUAGAAAGGAAUGAAGAGCAGGAUCUAAGGGGUACACACCUGCCCGAAGUGGUUCUGAAUGUGGAUGUUGUGUACUGAUUUCACCAUCAAAGACAGAAAGAAAAAGAUACAAAUGAGUUGAUAAAAACAGAAAGUAACCAACUGUACCUCCAGGUUUUUUUUAGACUUUUAAAAAAAAACAAUGAAGUUUAUUCACUUGUGAAAAAAAAAAGAUUUUUUUAACAACCCAAUUCAAUCUUACCAGCUCUAUUUGAUAACAGCAUACUCUGGGGUUGGUUUGAAGAAAACACAAAGCUGCAAAAAUACACUGACGGGACACAUGGUGUAAAAACCCUCUAGUCUUCUGUGUAGAAUGUAGAACAACUCUAGUCGUUGAAAUGUCACUGUGUACGACAAGAUAACUGUAUAUCUGUAAACAUGUACAAUAGAGUCACACAUAAAUGCGUCGUUUUCUGUCUCUCUAUAACACUUAUCAGUCUGCACCUGCGUUGUGAGAGAUGGUGGGAGACGUUUAGAGCGUCACAGCUUCCCUCAAAACUGACCUCUAAAUGGUUUUCUCAUCAAUCUACCAAGUGUUUUGUUGUGCUGUACAUUUCAGAAUUACCUCUCAGAAUCCAAGGCUGACUUUAGUUACUAAAACCGAUGUAGGGCAAAAAUAAUUAAAUAAAUGAAUGAUAUAGUGAAAGUUAGUGUUUGUCUUUGGACUUCUUGUAAUUGUUGAGAGGUGAUUUUGACUUUUUUUCAAGGGCAGACUUUUAUCAUCAGAUGAUCUGGAUCAUUUUUGUCCCAGCGAACACAGAUAGCAGUCCUAAAAUAAAACAUAAAAGGUCUAUUAAAGUCACACAAUGCCUGAGGCUGUUUCAUUGAACCUCCCCACAGCCGGUACAGUACCUCAUACCGAUGAUGAUAGCUCACCAGACCUGAUUCAAAUACCCUGAUCGUACCCACACGAAUGCAGUACGCUGCUUCUACUCCAACGCGUGACUCCUGUGGUGGUCUGCUGCACUGUAGUAGGGCAUGUCGUGCAGAACACAGCUCUUUGCAGUAGCACUGGAGAUCGUGGUUGCUUUGACUUGUCAGGAGUAGCUUUUUAGAGCAGUAUUGAAGUUGAGGUUAUUUUCUUGCAUUGCAGAGGACUCUUCAGAUCUCUCUUGCUUGUGUUUUUGGCUCUUUACAAAGUAAGUGCAGGUUUCCCUCCAGCUGGUUUGGUUUCACUGUGGUGUUGUCAGCACCACGUUCUGGUUGUUGAGACCUCUGUAGGCCGACCGCAAUCUGAGGCGAAACUUGUCAAGAUUUCUUUUGUUUUCUUUUUAAUUUCCAAGGAUUGGUGUUUCUAGGUUUUUGCGGGGUGUUGCUAGAUAUUAAUACUCAGUACCAGAAAACCACACAUACACACUUCACUGAGGGUAUACUGUGUUGUUAGUCAUAUCACAUGGUGGUUGGAUAGUUUAGGCUUUAUUUUUCCUGUUGAUCUGGUUUUUCUCGUCAUUUACACUGAUUUAAUAAUCCAGUCCAGAGCAGUAGCUGGGAUUCUUUGCUUUAAUAGUCAUUCCUGUUAGAUCACUACCAAUAAUACUAGAUGAAAAAUAUCCUAAGUAGAAUUUUUAACAGAUUUAGGAACCAUAAAUAAAUCUGUGACAUGCUAAGAAAGAGUAUCCAAGUCUGAUAAAAAAAAAGAAAAAGAAAAAAAAAGCGGAUCAAAUAUUGUUCUACCUUUGCGACUGAACAGAAAAAUAGGGCAUUCAACAACCAUCCAAAAAUAAUAGAUUAGCUGAGGAAGUAUUUAGUAAAGCUUGGUUGGAUGUAAGCAGAACCACAGCAGUGUUUUUGUCCUGUCUUGUUGUUAAAUGAGAAAACACAAAGCAUUGCAUGAGACUGUUGUAGGCGAUCUAGUAUGUACACUUUAUAUAGCACUAGUGGUGGUUUUACAUGGAUCCAUUUCUUAACUGCAUUUCACCAUUUGGGAGAUUCCUUUUGUUUCCUCAGUAGUUCUCAACCCUCAAGUCCUAUGUUUCCCAUGGCCCAAAAGGUCCCAAACACCUCAAGUAAUCUGUGACUGUGCGCUGGACAGACAUAUGAUCCAUUUUUAAUCCAUCUCGUGGAUCCAUGCCUUUCUGGUAACAGCCAUGCUGUUGUUUUGAGUUGUGAGUGAACUGUAUUGCUGAGCAACCUGGAUCUGAGCAAUAAAGAAUAUUUGAAAAAAGAAA